Molecule: messenger RNA, 1377 nt
Organism: Candidula unifasciata
Lineage: Eukaryota; Metazoa; Mollusca; Gastropoda; Stylommatophora; Geomitridae
Source: the annotation of a GenBank genome assembly
AAGCAGCUUUGUCCUGACUAUAUUAAAGGCUUCAACGUACAUGCUUACGCUACACGACUCUGCACAUCAGAUGGAACAUGGUUCAAGAAUCGCACAACCAACUCAUCCUGGACCAACUAUUCUGCCUGUAAUGCUCCUCAAAACAUGCAAAUCGAUGUGGAACACAGCGAAAGACUCAAACUGAUACAGACGAUUGGUUACGGCGUGAGCUUGUGUUCUCUUGUUGUCGCCGUACUAUUGAUGUGCUGCUCCAGGCUGAAGUCAAAAAGUAACACUCUUCACGUGAACCUCUUCCUGGCCUUUAUUCUGCGAGCAAGUUUCUCCUUUCUCUACAACCUUCUGUUUGUCAACGGACUGGGGCUGGAGAAAGACGUUGAAAGGAAACCAGAUGGUACGGUCAGAUUUCUGCACGAUGGCACGCACUGGGAGUGCCGGGUGUUACACACGGCUUACCUCUACACGAUCUGUGCCAGUCAAAUGUGGAUCUUUGUGGAGGGCCUCUAUCUUCACAUGCUGAUCUACAAGACCCUGUCCACUGAGAGAAACGGGGUCAAGCCCUACGUGGUUCUAGGCUGGGCUCUGCCGGUGGCAGUCAUGACUCCUUGGAUUUUUGUGAAAGCACUGGCAGACAAUACACUGUGCUGGAACUUGACAGGCAACCCUCUGUACAUGUGGAUAAUCCACGGUCCAAUGUUGGCUACAGUACUGCUGAACUUCAUCUUUUUCUUGAACAUAUUUCGCGUGCUGUGCUCAAGGGCAAGGUCAAGUCAGCGUCACAUGGGAAGAAGCAAAUACAGACACCUGGCAAAGUUUAUCCUGGUAUUGAUCCCGCUUUUUGGCGUCUUCUACAUAAUUCUAGCCGUGGCUUUUCCAUUAGGUUAUGCCAGUCGCUUUGCUAUAACACCUAUGUAUGUGGAACAAACGUAUAAUGCAUUCCAGGGAUUUUUGUUGGCAUUGCUGUUUUGCUUCCUAAACGAGGAGGUACACGGUGAGAUGAAGAGGAUAUGGUGGAGACGUCGCACUAGAAGGAAAGACAGUGUUGCUACAAGAUCGUUCGUGAUGUCCUCCUACAAGAGAAAUUCUCAACACCACAGAACAUCACUAAACAUCACUCAGCCACUACGGUCUGUAGUAAACCUACCCAGAUCAGACAGUACAGACUCCAAGGAAGGAUCCUGGUUUUCUCGUCUCAAGAUCCAAGUUCUACGGUGGCUGGGGCGUGAGCACAGAUCAAAGAAAUGUUUAAAUAGGGCAUCCCCUGUUAGCGGUGAUGGUAGAGAUAGCAGUAACGUGGAAAAACCUGACGGCGAUGAUCAAGAACUCAGCAUGACUGCACGAGACAAGUGUAACAACAAUGAGGAGGAAGAAGAUGGGUAA